GCCUGGAGGGGGUCGAGAGCCGCGACCCUCCGUGCCACGGGCCGACCGCUGGUGGUGCUCCGGGUUCCCCCCCUGUCGGCUCCUCGCGCGCGGGUUUGCAGGGCCGGGUUUCCCACGAGGGCUUCUGCAGGGGCCCUCUAGAAAAGUUCCCGGCCGUUGCCGGGCCUGGAGGCUUGCAAGAGGGCUUCGCGGAAGCCAGGAGGGCCUCUACGAGGCCACCUGCCUUCUCAGAAGCCCGCCCGCCGUCUCAGAAGGCCGCAUCCUUCGCGCCAGUCCAUUGCCUCUAUUGCCGACGCCGCUGGACGAUGGUUGAACACCCCGACUGGCUCUCCUGACAGCCGCGCGCGACAUCUGCCAGCUCGGCCGCCGCUGCCACCGCGCUUCUUUUUCUGUUUGCAAGCCGCGUUGCAUCGCCUAAUUCGGCCUCUCGUAGCUAGUUGUUUUGCCGUCCUCGCCACCGUGCAAUCACCACUGUGCCCCGGCCUCGCGGUCACGCCAUUCGGCGCUCUCCGCGCCGGAGCAGUAAUUACCGUUGCAGUAAUUACCGCUGCCGCCGCGUCAUGGCCUGCGGUCGGACCAGCGGGUUCGGAAGCUGCACGAACGUGCUUUGGAGCAGCUCGGUCUCGUGGUUGGUUGGGAG
Messenger RNA from Prorocentrum cordatum, 640 nucleotides. The record is from the annotation of a GenBank genome assembly. NCBI's taxonomy places the organism in Eukaryota, Dinophyceae, Prorocentrales, Prorocentraceae.